AUGGCGGCAUCCGUUGAUAAUCGCCAGUUCUCUCGGCUGGAAUCCUCACUCAACGGCGUUGUUCGCUCCUUCAAAACUGGUUCCAACCACCGUUCCGAUUCGCCAGUUCGUGGCGGUGGUUGCAACUUCCCCUCCAACUCUGAAUUCACUCGUCCCAAGAAAUCCGUUGCAGCAGUGGAGGAUGAUUCCUCCAGUGACGACGAAAAUGAACCCGAUUGGAAAGAUUUGGUUCGCAAGGGUAACAGUGAAUUAGAGCCGUCCGUCUUGGACUCACGAGACGAAGGAACUGCGGAUAAUUGGAUCCAGCGCAACCCUUCCAUGGUCCGUCUCACAGGGAAACACCCCUUCAACUCGGAGGCGCCACUGAACCGACUCAUGCACCAUGGCUUCAUCACGCCCGUCCCUCUCCACUACGUUCGCAACCACGGUGCGGUCCCCAAGGGCUCCUGGGACAACUGGACCGUGGAGGUAUCUGGACUCGUCAAGCGACCCGCAAGAUUCACCAUGGACCAACUCGUGAACGAGUUCCCCACUCGGGAGUUUCCAGUCACACUGGUCUGCGCCGGUAACCGUCGGAAAGAGCAGAACAUGGUAAAGCAAACGAUUGGCUUCAACUGGGGGGCAGCCGGGGUGUCCACUUCGGUCUGGCGAGGCGUACGCUUACGCGAUGUUCUGAAACGGUGCGGCAUCAUGAGCCGUAAGCAAGGGGGACUGAAUGUGUGUUUCGAAGGCGCGGAAGAUCUACCAGGUGGAGGCGGCUCCAAGUACGGAACCAGCAUUAAAAAUGAAAUAGCGAUGGAUCCGUCGCGAGAUAUCAUAUUGGCUUACAUGCAGAACGGUGAACGAUUAUUACCAGAUCAUGGGUUCCCAGUGAGGAUGAUCAUUCCAGGGUUCAUUGGGGGCCGUAUGGUAAAAUGGCUCAAACGAAUCAUCGUAACCACCCAAGAAUCUGACAGUUAUUACCAUUACAAGGACAACAGAGUCCUCCCUUCACACGUCGACGCCGAGCUAGCAAACGCCGAAGCUUGGUGGUAUAAGCCGGAGUACAUCAUUAAUGAGCUGAACAUUAACUCCGUCAUCACUACACCAUGCCACGAAGAAAUCUUACCCAUCAACUCCUGGACGACUCAGAGGCCCUACACGUUGAAGGGCUACGCAUACUCUGGAGGUGGGAAGAAAGUGACACGUGUGGAGGUGACGAUGGACGGAGGAGAAACGUGGCAAGUGUGCAGACUGGACCACCCAGAGAAGCCCAACAAAUACGGCAAGUACUGGUGCUGGUGCUUCUGGUCACUGGAGGUGGAGGUGCUGGAUCUCAUUGGUGCCAAAGAGAUUGCAGUUCGAGCCUGGGAUGAGACCCUCAACACCCAGCCCGAGAAGCUCAUCUGGAACGUCAUGGGAAUGAUGAACAACUGCUGGUUCAGAGUAAAAACAAAUGUGUGCAAGCGUCACAGGGGAGAGAUUGGAAUCGUAUUCGAGCAUCCAACUCUUCCAGGAAACCAAUCCGGAGGAUGGAUGGCUCGUGAAAAGCACCUUGUCCAAUCCUCUGAUGCCAACUCAACUCUGAAGAAGAGUGUCUCAUCUCCUUUCAUGAACACCUCCUCCAAAAUGUACUCCAUGUCCGAGGUCAAAAAACACAACUCAGCCGACUCCACAUGGAUCGUCGUCCACGGCCACGUCUACGAUUGCACCCGCUUCCUCAAAGACCACCCUGGCGGUACCGACAGCAUCCUCAUCAAUGCUGGCACCGACUGCACUGAGGAGUUCGACGCCAUACACUCUGAUAAAGCCAAAAAGCUUCUCGAGGACUAUCGAAUUGGUGAGUUGAUGACCACUGGUUACACCUCCGACUCCUCUGCAUCAUCUCCCAACACCUCGGUACAUGGGGCCUCCAACUUGACUCACCUUGCUCCUAUCAAGGAAGUUACCCCAUUGAGAAGCGUUGCACUCGUUCCUCGUGAGAAAAUCCCAUGCAAGCUCGUCUCCAAGGAUUCCAUCUCACAUGACGUACGUCGUUUUCGAUUUGCAUUGCCGUCUGAAGAUCAAGUUUUGGGAUUACCCGUAGGAAAGCACAUAUUCCUUUGUGCUGCCAUUGAUGGUAAGCUGUGCAUGCGAGCCUACACCCCGACUAGCAACAUUGAUGAAGUGGGCUUCUUCGAGCUUGUGGUUAAGAUUUACUUCAAGGGUGUACACCCUAAAUUCCCUAAUGGUGGCCUCAUGUCGCAGUACUUGGAUUCGCUUCCGUUGGGGGCCACGCUGGACGUGAAGGGUCCACUGGGUCACAUAGAAUAUACUGGGCGUGGUAACUUUCUUGUGCAUGGCAAACCCAAGUUUGCCAAGAAGCUGGCCAUGAUAGCAGGCGGCAGUGGAAUCACGCCUAUCUAUCAGAUUAUUCAAGCUGUGUUGAAGGAUCCAGAGGAUGACACUGAGAUGUAUGUGGUGUAUGCGAAUCGCACUGAAGAUGAUAUAUUGCUAUGGGAGGAGCUUGAUGCUUGGGCUGAAAAGCAUGAGAGGUUGAAGGUGUGGUAUGUGGUGGGAGAAAGCAUAAGGAAGGGUUGGAAAUACAGUUUGGGUUUCAUCACAGAGAGUAUUCUGAGGGAGCACAUCCCAUCUGCUUCCGGUGAUACUUUGGCUCUGGCUUGUGGGCCACCGCCGAUGAUUCAGUUUGCAGUGCAACCCAAUUUGGAAAAGUUGGGCUAUGAUAUUAAGAAUUCUUUGCUGGUGUUCUGA
Messenger RNA from Vitis vinifera (wine grape), 2730 nucleotides. RefSeq names its product nitrate reductase [NADH]-like. Gene Ontology annotation, biological process: nitric oxide biosynthetic process; nitrate assimilation. Gene Ontology annotation, molecular function: nitrate reductase (NADPH) activity; heme binding; molybdopterin cofactor binding. The record is from RefSeq and is marked provisional. NCBI's taxonomy places the organism in Eukaryota, Viridiplantae, Streptophyta, Magnoliopsida, Vitales, Vitaceae.